AUGAGAUUCUUCUUAGCUUGCGUUUUCUUACUUUCACCUAUACUCGUGAUGGGGGUUAGUAUUACGGAGAUCAUUAGCCAGAUGAAUGCAAACCCAGCAAAAUUCCGGAAUUUGUUCGUUGAAAAUCAAAAAGUUCUACAGUGGCUACAGGCUGGGGGGCCAAGCAGUGGAUCGGGAUUCGAGGCAGCAAAAGAGAUGUAUGGCCGUAGAAUGAUUCCGCGUGGCGCCACGGUAGGUGUUGAUGACAUAGCCGGCUGGAUUGCGGAUGAUCUAAGGUGGGUUAAUACAAGAGGUUUAGAAAGAUCAUAA
Molecule: messenger RNA, 309 nt
Organism: Melampsora larici-populina 98AG31
Lineage: Eukaryota; Fungi; Basidiomycota; Pucciniomycetes; Pucciniales; Melampsoraceae
Exons: 2
Coding region: 1-309 (102 amino acids)
Source: RefSeq, a predicted model, not a curated record